UGUAAAACAACCCAUGGAGUCCCGAUGAGAUGUUACUAUGUAGUUACUGUGGUCAGGAUAUCCCACCAGGGACUCAAUGUGUAGAGGGAGAAGAGGCGUAUCAUGAGCAGUGUAUCAAUGGAUGUAUUCCAAGACGUGACCAAGCAGUUGCUAAGUUCAGUAAGUACGCCGCUUAUGAUGGCCACAUCUUGUCCAUGGGGAUUCAUGUUAGCUACCUGUAUGGUGCAAAACAAGAAACAGACAAUAAAAAGAAAAGACAGAAGCGAGAACACAAAGCUAAUGAACUGUUAAAUAAAGUAUCAGCUUUACGCAACUCAAACUCUGGGUCAAUAUUGAUUCAUCUCGUCGGUUUAGAAAAAGGAGAUCAGUUUACGGGUGCAUUUGAUGAGUUUGCCGACACCAAACUUAAUGCAUUGAUUCAAGAUGGAAAAUUCUUCCCUGACGUUUAUAGGAAGCAAAGGCUAAGUGAUCAUGAAGAAUGUUGUGACUUCCAUGAUUUUCUAGUUUUGUUCGUUUCUGCAGCUUCAACUGUGACAACUUCCGACUUUAAAACCAAGGUAGCUCUUGAUGACUGCCUCUUGGACCCUGCUGCCGAAGCACUCCGGACAUUUCUAAGGGAAAAGAAACAGUACAGUGGUACAUUCCAUUCACUUCCUGGAAUUGACUCGACAUCGGUCUUAGCAGAAAUAAGAGAAAGUAGGUCAGUCCAAUUGAAAAGUCACUUUUCACAGAAAGUCAAAGAAGAUGAGAUAGUUGAUCAGAUUUCCCUCAAACUUCGUCUCCCGGAAUAUAUAAGUGCGUUUGCCAAACUUGAAAAAGGUGGUUCUUAUUUGUAUGGCAUACACGAGAAGAAUGUGAUCUAUGGUAAUUGUGGCUAUGACUCUAAGGUACCAGCUCUACAGCCCCUAAUAAUCACUGAAGGAACCAAAUUCAAGGAUCGACUAGCACAAAGGAUAAAAGAGAAUACCCUUGUUUGUGACUAUGACGGAAGGGAAUCAGACGAUGCUGAGGUAGCAGAGGUACGGUUUAUCCCUACGAGACAGAACGUGGAGGAGACAAUCAAGAGGCCUAACGGUGAGCGAGAAACUGUUACAGAGGCGGUUGUUGUUCACGUAGCCGUGAGGCCAGUGACAGGGAUAGUGUUCUAUGAUAAACAGGGACCACUGGCAUACAGGUAUGACGAAACUACCAACUCGGUCACGAGAAUGAAUAUCACUGAAUGGUUCCACUCGUUUACUAGACGAAGAGCCUCGGACACAAACUAGCACAGGACAAAAACAGAUAAAGGUAAGGACAAAAGCAUACACAGCCCUGUCACCAUAAUGUGGAAGUUGUUGAAAGAAAUCGUGAAAGAGGAUGAAGGUGAAUUCACUUUGGAAACCAAUGACUUCUUUCGACCGAACCUGAAGCAGAUUGGAAACAGUGUCUUUGAUAUCAGGAAUUACUAUAUCCCUAAAGAAGGGGUCAACAUUAUUCCAACCAGCCUUGAAACACCAUUGAAGGAAGUUAAAGAAAGACUCUUAGAACUUUUUGACCUCUGUGCUUUUAACCUGAUUCGCCAUGAUUCAGCUAACACCCCUGUCAGUGAAAAUGCUGUUGGAGGAGGUUUUGCAUUCAUCUCUAAAUCCCUGGCUCCCGUUUUGGAUAUCCCUACCUCGGCUUUGGCGAAUCAUAUCCGAUGUGAUGUGUUCAUCGCCCUACCGGGGCAUUCUGUCCUACUUCUUACCCUGGUGGACGGGGACUCCUUAACGGAAGCCUUGGAGUAUAACAUGUCAGUGGCUAGAGGAGUGACACGAACACUCAGUAGAUUCAUGGACGAAUGUGUACACCCGGUACAUGGAGUACUGCCCGUCUCAACAUUAUAUGACAAAGUAACCUUUGAAGCUCACAUAAACAAAAUUGCAACAAAGUCGUCACACUUCAUCACAAAGGACUCACUGCUUAUGAAUCCUACCAGGUAUGUCAAAGUCCUAAACGCAUUCUGGGCAGGCGUCGCAGAGACAAAAUGUGUGAAGACAGAGCCUGGGAAAGAAGAUGAUGAUAGUCUCAGAUUUCUUACAAGUGAACAAUGCAUUGUAUUAGUUGAGAACAUCAACAACAACGAUGUUCAGGUGAUGUAUGGACCUGGUACUGGAGCCUCUACCCUGAUGCUUGAGGUGGCAAGGAGACUACGCAGGUUGGGGGACACAUUACUGGUCUGUAAGUCUGAGGAAGAGAGGGAUAGGCUAAGAAAGGUGUAUACGCCAACCGUGACAGUCGAUGAGCUCAGUACACUGGACUUGUCACCAUUCACAGGUAUCGUGGAUGAAACCAACGAAACAGAAACCGACCCCAGUUGUUCACACUGGAGAUUUACAAACAUUCAAGAGGAACUGAAAAACCUGAAAAUGCGUACAACAACAAUAAAAAGAGAGGUGGACAGCGUUAAAGGGCAGAUAGCUGUAUUGAAGAAUGAUGAAUGGGAGGGACAAAUGAACUUCCUUUUUGAAGAAAUGGACGUGUUAAGGAUGUUUUCUGCGAAAAUAAAGCACGUCAUGACUGAUCGAAAGAAGAAUGCACUUCGACACUCUCCAUUUGACGACCUUUCAUCACCAGAGUGUGACGGUUGGGAUCUAAUGGCUAACUGGAUGAAACCUCUACUCGUUGAGUUUAAACAGAGAAUAUACGGACAGAAUGACGUACUGCACAGUAUUAAAGAGUUUCUAGCUAAAGACAAGAUCCUCAUUGCCUACAUCCAGACUAAAAUAGAAUCUUGGGAAGAGGAACAGUCGCUCCAUCGAAGUAAAGUAGUUACCUACCAACAGGAGAUGCAGGAGAGGCGAAAGAUGCAGGAGAUGCAGGAGAGGCGAAAGAUGCAGGAGAUGCUGGAGAUGCUGGAGAUGCGGGAGAUGCGGGAGAUGCUGGAGAGGCUGGAGAGGCGGGAGAGGCGGGAGAGGCGGGAGAUGCAGGAGAGGCGGGAGAGGUGGGAGAGGCAGGAGAGGCAGGAGAGGCAGGAGAUGCGGGAGAUGCGAAAGAGAAUUGAGGAAAAUGUUAGGUCUCUGUUGUUGCGUGGUCACAACAGGUGUUCUGAAACAGCUGCCGAAGAGAAUUUUGCAAGUCUAGAAGACAUGAAUAAAGGCGACGAAUCAAAGGAAAUAUCUGAAGGCAGGAAGACAUCUUUCUCUCCCCAUUCAAACCAAUCAAUGGAUGUGGGGCUUGCAGACAUGGCAGAACAAGAGGAGAUGUUGUCGACCUUAGAGAAGGAACAAGACCUCCAAAACGACACCUUCAUUCACUGUACUCUGCUCUUCCUCAUGAGUGGCUCACCAAAAUGCACUACCUGCAACUACACCAGGAUGUCCUGUCCCUGUACGACAUAGAGCUGUCAGAGGCAAUCAAAGAAAUUGUGAGACCUCGACCUUUCCACAAAGAGACGGCUAAGCCAGAUAUUUCUUCAGAAGUUGGCAACCACGAGCGACCUUCGACGAGGAGAAGUCAGAUUUUCAAGCUUCG
Molecule: messenger RNA, 3492 nt
Organism: Haliotis rubra (blacklip abalone)
Lineage: Eukaryota; Metazoa; Mollusca; Gastropoda; Lepetellida; Haliotidae
Product: mRNA export factor GLE1-like
Exons: 21
Coding region: 1323-3359 (678 amino acids)
Source: RefSeq, a predicted model, not a curated record